This is a messenger RNA of Paramecium octaurelia, 622 nucleotides long. Lineage: Eukaryota; Ciliophora; Oligohymenophorea; Peniculida; Parameciidae. The record is from the annotation of a GenBank genome assembly.
AAAUGAAGACGAAAGCAGGAGAAGAAAUCGAUAAACUUGAUUUGGACAACCUGGCACAUACAUCACAGAAUUGUGAAUACAAAAAAAGUAGAUAUUUAUAUUUAAAUUAUUUAGGUCGAUUUCCUGCUCUGAUUCAGAGAAUAAAAGAUCCCAAGUCAACUGCCCUGAUAUUUGAAGCGGGUAAGAUGGUGAUAACAGGUACCAAAGGUUAGAGUGAGGCAGAAGAGGCUGCUAAAAAAGUUUGAAAAAAGCAUUUUAUUUAAAGUUUAGAAAACAGAUAGAGAAGAACAACAGGAUUACUAUAGAAAUAGGCGAUAUUUAAACUAGUAACAUAGUAGCCAACAGCCAAUUGCCUUAUGAAGUUAAUCUGAUGAAAAUACAUGAUGACAGAAGUUUACAAGGAUCUAUCAGCUAUGAUGUACACAUUCCAAUUAUCCUCUCUUAGCGAUCAGCAUUCCCAGGAUUGAUUUAUAAGAUGUAAAAUCCUAAACUCGCUGCCCUAAUCUUCUAUUCAGGAAAGAUUGUCUUCACUGGUGCAAAAAAUGAAACUUAAAUCAAAGAUGCCUAUUGUUAAUUAUUCAAUAUUCUCAAAAAACACUCAUAAGAAAAAGUCAAUAAAUGA